GUUUUUUGAUUUUUCUACGCGUUAAGUUUAUAUCAGACAUAAAAUAGUAAGUAACGUUUCAAAUGAUUUUUUGCAAGGAAAUGCGGUAUUAAAGUUUAGGGACUUAAGAUGAAAUCAAACAUGAGCGUUGUCUUAGUUGCAGUGUAUUUUUUCGGUGGUAUUAUUUCACUGAGUGCUAUCAUUAGUAAAGAUGAUCAUUACUGUUGUGCUGACAUGGGUUAUAAUCUCGAUGGUCGGCCCCAAUCAUUAAAAAAAUUGUACAACAAUUUAAACGAAAAUAAUUUUGAUACAUUUAUGACGCAGGAACAAUUUAAGGACGAUACAUUUAGAAAAUCGUAUUACGACGUUAUGUUGUCAGCGGCUGAAGAGGCAAGAGCGCUUAUUAAAAACGGUCAAGUUAAAACUGGAAUUAAGGUAUUAAAGAGUGUAUUAAUAAAACAUAUUCUCCAUAACGAACAAAUCGAUAGUGGAUUGCCGUUAGAAAUGUUUUUUGAGUCUUGUUCACAAAACGCUGUAAACAAACUAGUAGAAAUCGCCGACCUGUUCGCAACAGACGUGCUAAAUGAAGAAGUAAAAGUAGAAGAAUAAAUUCAAAGUUUAUUAUUAAAUAAAAACAAAAAAAAAAUGUUGAUUUGAUAAUUAUAAUAAUUUUGCUUCGUUUGUUUGUUUGUAUUGAUAAUAUUUAUUUUACAAAUAAACCAUAUCAUACUUUGAA
Molecule: messenger RNA, 715 nt
Organism: Adelges cooleyi (spruce gall adelgid)
Lineage: Eukaryota; Metazoa; Arthropoda; Insecta; Hemiptera; Adelgidae
Exons: 4
Coding region: 109-588 (159 amino acids)
Source: RefSeq, a predicted model, not a curated record